UUCUGUUUUCUCCCCACCUCUCCUUUUCUGUUUUACAAAUCACAUAAAUUGAUGGUUAUUCAAAGUAAAAGUUGUAGCGCUUAUAUUUCGGUUAUGAAUGAAAAUAAAAUAGAAACAGUAAAAAAUAUGAAAUUACUGCUGGGUGUUACUGGAAGUGUUGCAGCGAUUAAAAUACCCAAUUUGAUAGAAAAACUUCAACAGUUGGGUUUUGAAAUACGUCUAGUUGUUACAAAGAAUGCGUUGAAUUUUAUAUCCGUGAACAGUUUAUCAAUCCCCGUGUAUACUGAUGACGAUGAAUGGUCCAGUUGGAAGGAAAAUGGUGAUUCUGUUUUACAUAUUCAGUUAAGAAAUUGGGCAGAUGUUCUACUCAUCGCUCCAAUGAGUGCUAAUAGUCUAGCUAAAAUGUCCUGUGGAAUAGCCGACAAUCUACUGACAACAAUCGUACGUGCAUGGUGGUGGUGGUCCCCGCCUUCAACCAGUGACAAUGAUGACAACAAUAGCGGUGUAUCAAUAGGGCAUUUGAAACCAGUAUAUUUUGCUCCAGCAAUGAAUACUGCAAUGUGGCAUCAUCCAUUCACUAGUGAACAUAUUGAAAGGCUCACGGAAAAGCUUCAUUGGAAGUGUAUCCAGCCAAUUAAGAAAAAAUUAUUUUGUGGAGAUAUUGGUAUUGGAGCUAUGGCAGAAGUUGAAGAGAUUGUGAAUUGUGUAAAGCCUGUACUUGAAAAGUAAAUACACCUGUAUGUAUUAUUUUCAUAAAUUAUUAUUCUCCA
Trichobilharzia szidati is the source of this 770-nucleotide messenger RNA. NCBI's taxonomy places the organism in Eukaryota, Metazoa, Platyhelminthes, Trematoda, Strigeidida, Schistosomatidae. The record is from the annotation of a GenBank genome assembly.